AUCGGUUGUAAACAGUAUUAGGCUAAUCUUACAAUUUAUUUUAUUUUAUUUACUUAAAAUGGACGACCAGGAAAUGCAGCUCAAAGUAAAAAGAGUGAGUGAUAAAUUUACAGAGAGCAUGUAUGUUCUGGCUAAUGAACCGUCCAUAGCUCUGUUUCGCCUUCAGGAGCAUGUGAGAAGAUCUCUGCCAGAGCUUGUACAACACAAGACAGACAUGCAGAGCUGGGAGGAACAGAGCCAGGGAGCUAUUUACACUGUGGAGUAUGCAUGCAGUGCAGUGAAAAGCAUGGCUAACAGUAGCCUCUAUUUUAAGAACAUUGACGGACUGUUAAAGAAAGCCAUCACAAUGAGAGAACAGAUCAGCAGUACUCAAGGACGCAGUGAUGUGAAACCUGCUCCCAAUCACAGUGACCCUCCAGCACAUGACUGCUCAGCAUCAUCAUGAUACAAAAUACCAAGCAGGAAAAGAGCUGGUGAUCCUGGAAUAAUGAGGGAUGGCAGUGAGAAGCAGAAUUCUGGGAUUUAAAGUGCUGUACAGACCUACUGAAUGGAAUGAUCCAGAGGUGAACCUCACACUGAGUGUUGUACCUCUUAAACUGCAGGAUUUUGGCAGCUUGGCAGUGGAAUGAAAGCAAAAGCUCUGCCAGGUUGUCAAUUACACGAUGUGAACGACUUCUCAGUCGUAUAGAAAUACUGUCUGGUUGCGUAAAACUGCAGGUCCUUUCUCAUUGCAUUCCAAAUGUUUACUUUCAACAUGAUUUGAUCUGCUGCCAAAAAUAUACAUGAAAUAUUGCUUGAAUUUAGGGAAGCACCAAUUCAGAUAUCAAUGAUUCAAGCUGCCUCAUGGGUACAGCGUUGCUGUUGUGGCCUUUGAAAAUGUUGCAAUAUUCAUUUACAUAGGCGACUGCAAUUUAUAAAUAAUCGUGAGCCAUCUAGGAUUUUUAAAAAGGAACAUAUAAAUGAAAUAAAAUUUAACAUUAUUAUUAUUAAGCUAAUCACAAUCUGAUGCCUAAAGCCUGGACACUACUAAAUUAUUGCAUGUGCAUUAAUUGGCUGCUCAUAAGACCACAUUUCUUGCUGAGAGAUUUCAAAAUACAAGUCAAAAGGUUGAUCAGAUGUAAAAUUGGACUGGUGCAUCCCUAAUGAAAAAAAAAAAACUUAUGUUGUGACAUUAUUAUGGAAUACUUUUUUUGCACAAUUCACUUUGUGUAAGCUCCAAUAAUCUAGCUCUAAUGAUAACUUACCGCACAGGUAAAUAGAAAUUCCACCGCAAAACAAGCCAAUCGCAGCAUGCCGUAUAGACCUGCUGUCUGAUAGGAACCAUUCAACUCUAAGAAAGUAAACAAAACAGAGGUCAAUACACUGAAUAAAUGAUUUUGCCCUUAUGUUUUACUUUCUCUUACCACUUACAUUUUUAUUAGUAUUGAUUGAUUUAUCCGUACUGUAAUAAUAAGCACAGUGACCACCUGAACCAGUGAUGGGAGGUUUUGAUACUAAAUUUAAGGCUGGCCAGAAGGGACUGUUGGCUCUUGAGCAGGACACUUAAAUGAAAACCAAACCUUUUUUUCAAAGCAUCUGUGCCGUUACCAUAAAUGUUAACAUUAACACCAUUUCCUGUGCUGAGAAAACAACUAGAAAAAUUUUACCCUUCCUACAACCUGCAGUAAAAGUGAGUUUUAAGUAAACAGCACUUUUACAGUAAAGGCAAAUGUCACUUAUUCAUUUAGGAACCUGCAAAAUGCUACAGAUGGUAGACUGUACUGGUACUGUUUGAAAUUUUUUUUUUAAUUAACUUUAAACUAGCUGCUUUUGCUUUAUAUCGUAACUUAUAAGUCUGCCAAAUGAAUGGAAAUAUAAAUGUGUUUGAUUUUGCUCUUGUUCUCAGUGAAGAAACUAAUUAAACAAGUAAAAAAUGCCUAAAGAUGUUAUAAAUCUGAUUAUUUAAAGCUGCUGGAUGUAACUCUUGGUAAUUUGAUUGAAGCAGUGGUUUCUAAAUAUUUCCUCAGUCUGUAAGCACCUGACACAUUCAGCCUUUUUUAAGUACCUAAGCCCCUGGCUUUAAACAUACAUACACACGUUUAGCAAAUAUACACAAGUAUGCAAGUCUGGGACAUUUUGUGAAAUGCAGUAAAAACUUAUUUUAACUUUAAAUUUA
This is a messenger RNA of Trichomycterus rosablanca, 2155 nucleotides long. RefSeq names its product BLOC-1 related complex subunit 8 (gene borcs8). The transcript is spliced from 6 exons. Gene Ontology annotation, cellular component: BORC complex. The record is from RefSeq and is a predicted model, not a curated record. NCBI's taxonomy places the organism in Eukaryota, Metazoa, Chordata, Actinopteri, Siluriformes, Trichomycteridae. The coding region runs from base 59 to 445 and encodes 128 amino acids.